This is a messenger RNA of Cetraspora pellucida, 447 nucleotides long. The record is from the annotation of a GenBank genome assembly. Lineage: Eukaryota; Fungi; Glomeromycota; Glomeromycetes; Diversisporales; Gigasporaceae.
CAAGCUUAUAAGGCAAAGGCACAUAAGCAUAAUAUUAAUGUUAAUAAUUCUGAAGCAGAAAAUUCUGAUAACUUUUCUUAUGAUGAGGUGGUUGAGAAUAACAAUGCCACAAGUAUUAUAAAAAGACUUCAAACUGCAACAAACAAUUAUUAUAGUGAUAAUAAUGUACUAAAAAAUUAUGAUAAUGAAAGUCUUUUUGCUCAUAAUGAGUUAAUUGAGAUUAAGAAUAAUAAUGCUCAAGGUUUUGCAAAAACACUUUUAAAUACAGCAAAUAUCUUUUAUCAUGAAACAGCAAAAAGAAUGUCUACAUUGUUUAUUCUUUGGAAUCAAGACAAGACUGCUGAAGAAGAUAUUGAGAUAGAAUUGUCUAAUGAUAGAUGGCUGGAUGAAGUCAAUAAAGAUGAUACUGAAGGGCUAUCAGAAGAUGAGAUUGAAACCUCUAAUUAG